CGGCGCCCACACUAUCAGCUCCCAGUCUCUGUUGUCUAUCUUGCCUGCUGGAGCUGGAAGAUGGACACGGAGAGUUGUUUGCCUUUCUCUCCGCAGACCAGCAGGAGGACGCCCGACAACUCCCCUGGACUGGAGCACGGCCGCAGCUCCGGCUCCUUCCUCCCCUGCGACGAGCUGCAGAAGCCCCCGCAUCUUUCUCCUCACCCCCUGCCUCACCGCCUCAGCCUGCGCGGGGACCUGUACGCCGCCGCCAUGGGCCGGUUCGGGGAUGGCGCGGCGGACUUUACGCACGGCGCGGCGCCCGUGAACCAGCCCGGCUCUCCGUCCAAACACAAUAAGUUCAUGGACAGUAUAAACCAGGAGCCGAAGGGGACGGGGAUCAGCGGCAAGUCGACGUUUUAUGAAAACAACUCGGAAGUGAGAGAGAAGGGGACUCCAAAAACCAUGGGCUAUCCUGGGAUCGGCACAGACUGCUGCGGCAAGCUGAAGGAGCCGGGGGUCGGUUUACAGCAGGAGUCCAUCGCUGACUCCAUCGACUUAUCAGGCAAGAACAAGAAGCGACGCAAUCGCACCACGUUCAGCACUUUUCAGCUGGAGGAGCUGGAGAAAGUGUUUCAGAAGACACACUACCCGGACGUGUAUGCCCGCGAACAGCUGGCCCUGAGGACCGAGCUGACCGAGGCUCGGGUUCAGGUUUGGUUCCAGAAUCGUCGGGCUAAGUGGAGGAAACGGGAACGUUACGGGAAGAUUCAAGAAGUCCGCAACCACUUUGCUGCUACAUAUGAUAUCUCUCUUCUCCCUCGCCAUGACACAUACCAGAUGCAGGGCAACCUGUGGCCAGGGCCUGCUUCAGGAGGAGGCGGUGGUUCCGGUGCUGGUUGUGUCCUGGGACCUGACUCCAUCCCCUCGUCCUGCAUGAGUCCAUACCCUCAUCCCCACGGCAACCUGCAGGGCUUCAUGGGUAUGCCCACAUCCCCCAGCCACCCACACCACCCCCACCACCACCACCACCACCACCACCCGUCUCACCAUCCAGGCAUCAAUGGCCUCUACUCGCUCCACGGAUUUCCUGGAGGCCUGGGGUCCCCCUCCAUCGAAGGGCCUGAGACCGAAUACAAGCCGACGGGCCUGGUGGCACUGCGGAUGAAAGCCAAAGAGCCGGGUAGCAUCCUCUCCUGGCCUACAUGA
Pleuronectes platessa (European plaice) is the source of this 1188-nucleotide messenger RNA. RefSeq names its product ALX homeobox 3 (gene alx3). Bases 61 to 1188 code for a protein of 375 amino acids. The record is from RefSeq and is a predicted model, not a curated record. Gene Ontology annotation, molecular function: RNA polymerase II transcription regulatory region sequence-specific DNA binding; DNA-binding transcription factor activity, RNA polymerase II-specific. Gene Ontology annotation, biological process: regulation of transcription by RNA polymerase II. NCBI's taxonomy places the organism in Eukaryota, Metazoa, Chordata, Actinopteri, Pleuronectiformes, Pleuronectidae. The transcript is spliced from 4 exons.